Paramisgurnus dabryanus is the source of this 3055-nucleotide messenger RNA. The record is from RefSeq and is a predicted model, not a curated record. Lineage: Eukaryota; Metazoa; Chordata; Actinopteri; Cypriniformes; Cobitidae.
GAUUUUAACUUUAAUUUAUGGAACAGUCCCCUGGAAUACACGAGUACACCCCUGAGGACUGAGCUGUUUACUGUUGUUACUAGAGGGCGCUGUGACGUUGAUGCUCGUCACCGGAAGUGUCAGUCGUCAGUGUUUAAAGGUUUUGAAGAAGAUUUCUCUCGCGGUUUUGCAGCGGUGGCAUUAAAAGAUGCAGACAGUUUCUCCCGAGGAGACGAUAAAUAUCGUGAUGAAUUAGCGAUCAUAUUAAAUCAAGGCAAGAUCAUGGUGAGGACAUAUAAGAGAAAGACCAACAGAGCGAGCACGACUCCGCAUACAAUGCUGAAGGCUGUCAGACAGGUGCUGUUGUUUAAGAAGACCAUACGAGCUGCAGCUGAGGAGUUUGGGAUCAAUUAUCGCACCCUCGCUCGCUAUUGUACCAAAAUUCCACGGGAAGAGGUGGAGGGAGACGCCGAACAUCCGAGCUGUGCCGUGGGCUUCAUCGGCGCCAGACAAGUGUUUAGUGCAGAACUAGAGAUGGAACUGGUCUCCAACAUUUUAACAGCAACCAAUAUUUAUUAUGCGCUGCCCCCUAAGGCCAUCAGAAAAUUGUCCUACCAGUUGGCAAAGAUGCACCAGCUACAAAUGCCGGCAUCGUGGAGGGAAAAUAAACAAGCGAGCGCAGAUUGGUUUGCCGCUUUUACAAAGAGACAUCCCUCGUUGUCCAUCAGAUCACCCGAACCAAUGAGUGUGCCGAAGGCGAGCCCCUGCACUACACGUCACGUUGAGAUGUUUUACAGCAAGCUGAAGGAGAUCAUGGAACGACACCGCUUUAAGCCGGAGGAUGUGUGGAACGUGGAGGAAAUUGGCGUCACAACCGCUCAAAGGGCCGAUCGCGUGGUGAUUAGGAAAGCGCUGGUGCCGCUGGGACCCGUGUCAUCCGCUGACCGGGGGCCGCUCGUGAGCGUGGCCUGUGUCGUUUCUGCGUCAGGGAACACGAUACCGCCGUAUUUCGUUUUCCCGAGAGUUCAAUUCAGGGAGCACUUUCUGAACGGCUCGCCUGUCGGGAGCUCGGGUGGAGCCAAUCUUAACGGCUGGAUGAGGGAGGAACAGUUCGUCCAUUUCCUGCAGCAUUUCACUCGACAAACCAAACGCUCCCCGGAGAGACCCGGUCUCCUGCUCCUCGACAGUCACUUAUCCUACUUGUCCAUCGAGGGGCUGAGUUUUGCAAAAUCAAACGGUAUCGUAAUGCUCUCCUUCCCCCCACACUGUUCUCGGCAUCUGCAGCCUUUGGAGCGCUCCGUUUACAGCCCAUUUAAGAAAUUCGUCAACGCAGCUAUCGACAGCUGGAUGCUCGGAAGCCCGGGUAGAAGCGUUACAAUUCAUCAUGUUCCAGGAAUUGUUGCCACCGCGCUGCCCCUGUCUGCCACCCCAGCAAACAUUAUGGAGGGGUUUAAAGCCUGUGGAAUUUACCCUCUCAACCCAAACAUUGUUCAUGAAUCAGAGUUUGCUUUAAGUUGUCUUACAGACUGUAACUCUGGCAUUUCUGCGUCCAAUGGUUCGGCACAUAAUUACGUCGACUACAUCGGUGACACUCCUGAGUGUCCAUCUUCAGACCGACACACAGCACACGGUGACCUUCAGCCCAAACCAGAUGAACUUCACUCUUACCAGAAACUGAAGACCUCUGAGCAGGACAGUGGACAUCUUGACUGGCUCUCAUGAGCUGGACAGAUACAGGACACAAAAUCACAUUAGCUUUUCCUAUACUCAAACACAAUAUUUGUCUCUUUGUUAUUAUUUGAUAUAUUAUUAUAAUUAUACACUUCAUUAACUGCUGCUGCUUCUGUUAGUCAAAUCCAGUGGAGGCCAGUGACUUAUUUUUCGAGGGUGCACAAUGUGAAGCUUGUCACAACAUAUAUUUAGCCCAUCGUGUGAACCUAUGUGCAUCACUUGUCAUGUCAAAAUACAUGCCUGCUGCAGACGCUUCAAAGUGGUUUAUGCCAGAUACUCGCUUAAUCUCAUGUGUACUCAGAGUUUAGUGUUAAGUUCGUGUCUUCUGAGUAUUUUGUGAACGUGAGCGUCUCUUUUAUCGUGAACACUUUCCACGUGUCUGUAGCAGGCAUGUAUUUUUGUUAUGAUGCAUGAGGCACAUGGUUCACAUGACGCAAUUAACACAUAUUUUGGGCUGACGAGCCACACAAACGACACAAACACAUAUUUUGAAUUCGUGCCCCUCGAAAAAGAAGUCACCGGUCACCACUGGUCAAAUCAAAUCGUUCAGUAUUUUUCUGUUUGCCGUUUUUGCCUAAAGUCAUUAAAUAUGAGACAUUUUAAACGGACAUUUUGUUUAAGAUGACUUUGUUUUUGAAUUAACAUUUUUGAAAUUAAUAAAGUUAUAAACAACAGGUUUACCAAACAAAGCUGAGGUUAAGAGGAGAUGAAGGACUGAAGAGAGAGGGAACAUAAGGUUACGUGCUUAACUGAGACACAUUGAUCACGAAGUGGAUCAGUUUUAGAUGAUGGAGUGUAUUUCAGAUCUCUUGGUAAACUCACUGAACUCACUGAAGAAAGCUCAGCUGAAAAAGUUUCAGUGGCAUCUGAAGAAUUAUGGUAUUUUAGCUGCUGAGCUGGAGGACGCAAAUGUCUUAGAUACAGUAGAUAAAAUGUUUGGAGCGUUAUGGAGCAGAAAAAUCUGUGGAGACCACACAGGACAUCCUGAAGAAGAUGAACCAGAACCAUCAGGCUGAACUGCUGGAGAAAAAAGUGCAGAUACGCUCUGGAAAAGCAACAUUUACUUAAUUGCCUAAUAAGUUUUGAGCAAGUGAUAAUGUCAAUAAAUACAAAUUCAGUCUUAUAUCAGCUCAGAGUCAGACUUUAUGUUCUUCUCUUGUCAUUGCUUCAUUCAUUGGUCAAAAAUGUUUUUCUUCCAUUUCUAUAUACCUGCCUUACUCAUCAUCAUCAUCAUCAUCAUCAUCAUGCCUGUACUGUCACCAACAGGUCAAAAAUAGGAUUGCAACACAAGGAACAACACAUUGGGCCCAUAACUGCUUAGAAAUAAUGUGACGAUACAUAACAG